This is a messenger RNA of Zophobas morio, 1497 nucleotides long. Its product is annotated as putative inorganic phosphate cotransporter. Bases 42 to 1475 code for a protein of 477 amino acids. NCBI's taxonomy places the organism in Eukaryota, Metazoa, Arthropoda, Insecta, Coleoptera, Tenebrionidae. Gene Ontology annotation, cellular component: membrane. Gene Ontology annotation, biological process: monoatomic anion transport; transmembrane transport. Gene Ontology annotation, molecular function: transmembrane transporter activity. The transcript is spliced from 5 exons. The record is from RefSeq and is a predicted model, not a curated record.
UAUCUUCUAAGAUUUGAUAUUCUUACUGAGAAAGCGUGAACAUGUGCGAAAUAACAAUGUCUCCAGAGGAGGAAGAAUCUCAACCCAAAUGUAAACUUGGGGUACGCCACAUACAAUUUGUUCUAUUAUUUUUGACACUAAUAAUGAACUAUGGACAACGCACAUCUAUUUCCGUUGCCAUAAUAGCCAUGACGGAAAAAACACCCCCUGGUCCAGAUAUACCCACGUACCCACAGUGGAAAGAUACCGAUACCAUCCUAUCUUCAUUUUUCUGGGGCUACAUUGUCACCCAAGUAGGUGCCGGUCAACUAGGGGAACGCUUCGGCCCCAAGUGGUUUCUUGUCGGUACCAUGGUACUAGGCUCUAUUGUUAUGUGCCUGACAACAGUAAUGGCUCAAGGAUGGGGCUCUGCGGGAGUUAUAACCUGCCAGAUCAUUCAAGGUCUGAACCAAGGCUUUCUCUGCCCAUGCGUUCACAUUUUAGUAAGCCAGUGGGCACCACUUAACGAGAGAACAAGGUUUUCUACCAUCGUGUACUCAGGACAAAGUUUGGGUAUUGUCAUUUCUAUGCUCUCGACAGGUGCUAUAUCCGGCUCAAAACUUGGGUGGCCUUACGUGUUUUACUUCUAUGGAGCUGGAGGGAUCGUAUGGGCUAUUAUUUUUGGAAUGUUUGCCGCCAAUUCGCCUGCUGACCACAAAAGUAUUUCAGCUGAAGAAAGACGAUACAUCGAAAGUACGAAUUCAGUGAUCCAAACUAAAACAAAGAUACCAACACCAUGGUUGUCUAUAGCCACUUCGCUUCCCUUCUGGGCAGCUUUAGCAGCCAGUUGUGCCGAAAAUUGGGGUUCGUAUACCCUCAUCACUGAAAUACCCAGCUUUAUGGACAGUGUCAUGAACUAUGACAUUAACUCGAAUAGUCAAUUGUCUGCGCUACCCUACAUGGUCACCUUUUUCGUGAAUUUCGUUUCGUCACCCAUUUCCGAUAAAUUAAUUUCUAGCAAAACUCUGUCCAUUGGUACCACCAGGAAAAUUUUUAACUCAUUGGGGACUUUAGUUCCGGGUUGUGCACUUUUUGCUCUUGGGUUUAUAGAUAGUACGCAGAAAGGAGUAGCAGUGGGGCUGUUGGUGGUGUCUGUGGCGAUGUCUGCCUGUGCGGAUGCGGGAGGUUUCGUCAACACCAUAGAUUUAGCACCAAAUCAUGUUGGUACCCUCUUGGGGAUAACCAAUGGUACUGGCCAGAUUUUUUCUAUCUUGGCACCACUGACUGUAGGGUUUCUUGGAAGUGAUAAGACUGACCUUAUGCUAUGGAGAAAAGUGUUCUGGAUAGCUGCCGGUAUUUAUGUUUUUUGUGGAUUAUUCUUCAAUACUUUUGCUUCAGGGGAAGUACAGAAGUGGAACGACGUGAAAAGUACUGACAAAUGUGAGACUGAAAUUGAAGAAAAAAGUAACGAAAAUUUGAAAUUUCUUGGCGAAUAAACGUAGAUUCAUAUUGUAAAAA